UGUCCAUUUCCACAAAAACCCUAACUAUACUCAAACAUUUCAUUUUCUUCUUUCUACGUUAUUUCUCAGCCCCUUCCACUAUUUUCUUCUUUCUGCGUUAUUUCUCACCCUUCCUCCGCCAUAACCACCACCGGCUACCGUUUCUUCCGCCAUCACCCAGUUUCGUCCGCCGUUCCAACCAGAUUCUUCCGCCGUCACCCUUCCUCCGCCGUCACCCAGUUUUGUCCGCCGUCACCCUUCAGCUGGUAUGAAUGAACCAUGUGCAUAUGUGUUCACUAGUCAAUCUUGGGGGAAAAGCCAAACGCCUGCAAGAUGUUUUCUGCUUCAGAAUUAUAAUACGGUCCAUGAAAUCUCCUUUUUCGAAGACAACCCAAUAUCUUCUACUAAAACUGUCAUUUUUCAUAGCUUGUCUUGUUGGUUAUCAAUUUCUCUUCAAAGUUUUAUAUCUUAAUGUUUGUAAUUGCAGCAUGAAGCUUUCAUUGAGCAUCGACUAGUUUUAUUCAAGCUAAUAUUUUGACAUCAUGGUGUGUUUAGUUGCUUUUUGUAAAAGAUGGUACAAAAGUAUAUGUUUUUUCAAAAGUCCUAAAAAGAAGUCAUUGAAUGGAUUUGUUUUUACAGGCUUCAAGAAAGGUUUAUGAUCUGGCAUAAGGUAAAGCGGUGUCCAUAUUUACCAUGUAAACUAUAUCAUGUUGGCAGCAUAGAAGCCAUCACUUAGGAGGAUGAUUUGUCAAUCUUCUAUGCUUGUGGAUGUGGCACUUUAUCCUCUUUUGUCCUUUUGUUGAAUUAAUGUUAUUAACUCUUUAUAAGGACUUUGAAAAUGAGUGAAUCUUCUAAUGUGGAACUUUAUUACAUGCAUUUAUUAGCAUUUACUCAUUUUCACCAUUUUGUCAUUUUAGAACACACUUGUAAUAAUUGCAAUAAGUAAUAAUUACAACAAUAUCUAAUCAAAUCCAAACAGAAAAUAAGCACAUCAGUGGAGCACCGAAAUAACGUCUGUUCAAUUCCGCGUUCCCGUUCCGUUCCAAUAUUUUGGAUGGCCGGGACGCAUUGGGAUGAUGUGGGGGUGAUUUGUCUUUUUUCUUUUCACCUAAACAAUCAACUUCUUUUUCCCUUGUACGUGAAUGUAAUAAAGGCUUAAUUCCAGCUCAGAAACCUUUAAUCACUCUCUUUUAUUACCAUUUGUAAAAGAAAUAAAGAGCCAACCUAUGUUUUAUCAUAGGUGCACACGUGGUAUUUUCCAAUCAAACCAAACUAUUAUUAUUUCUAUAUAUUUCUUUUUUUCUCCAUUUGCUCUUCAUGAUAUGAUGAUCCCUAGCUGACUCAUCCUGCAAAAGCUCAACCCUCACUUUGCUUCCUUUUAAUCAUAUAUAUACUCAUUUACAAUACAAUCAUUCAUCAACCAAAUUCCUAGAUCUCUUCAAUAUUUUUUACAAGAUAGAAACAAAAUCCUCAAAGGCAUGAAUACUAAAAUGAAUACCUCAUUUCUUCAUGACCUACUUAAUGGAAUCUCUAACGGCUCAACUUAUCCGACUCGGAAGUCUUCAAAGAGAUACUUACCCAAUUCUUCUGGCAAAUACUGCAAGUCUAUCACAAAAUCAAAGAAAGGUAAAUUAAAUUCAGUUCUGACUAAGAUGGCAGAUACUGUCAAAGGGAAAUUGAGGUUGGGAGCAAGAAUUCUUCAAGUUGGAGGAGUAGAGAAAGUGUUUACGCAACUCUUUAGUAUUAAAGAUGAAGAGAAGUUAUUAAAAGCAUCACAGUGCUACUUAUCAACGACAUCAGGUCCUAUAACAGGCCUCCUCUUCAUAUCCACUCACAAAGUUGCCUUUCGCGGUGAGAAAUCCAUCAAGAUCACUUCUCCAAAAGGAGAACUUAUUAGAGUUCACUAUAAGGUCUCUAUUCCACACGAAAAGAUAGAGCAUGUCAACCAAAGUCAAAAUGUGCGGAAACCUUCUAAAAAGUAUGUAGAAAUAGUCACCGUGGAUGGUUUUGACUUCUGGUUUAUGGGAUUUUUUAAUUAUAGGAAAGCUUUAAAAUAUCUCCAGCAGGCCGCUAUCUCUCAAUCUCAGACGGAAAAGAUGUAGGAAAAGAAGUGAAAUGAAAUUUUUAAUUCCUUCUGCUUCAUCAAUUAUUCUUUGAAGUUGUGAGAUUCUUCCAAAAGUGUACAAAUAUCUUCCUUCAUUUUGUUAAUAUAAAGACACAGUUGUUCCUUGAAGUUUAAAACUAUGUAUAUAGUAUACAUAAU
Vicia villosa (hairy vetch) is the source of this 2242-nucleotide messenger RNA. Its product is annotated as putative GEM-like protein 8. Bases 1458 to 2081 code for a protein of 207 amino acids. The record is from RefSeq and is a predicted model, not a curated record. The transcript is spliced from 3 exons. NCBI's taxonomy places the organism in Eukaryota, Viridiplantae, Streptophyta, Magnoliopsida, Fabales, Fabaceae.